GCACAGCUCUGCUCCGAUUGGUGUAGGCCGGUGUCGCUCACCCGGGAGGGCGGGUCGCUGAGCGUGGGCAGCGGCCCUCGGCCGUGCUUUGUUGGUGGCCUUUGGCGGACGGGAGCGGCGGGGAGGCGCCGCCUGAGCCCCGAGCAGAAUGGCUGGCCGGAGUCAGGAGCAGAGUCUGAGGGAAGAGCUGACCUGUGCCAUCUGCUGUGAGCUCUUCAGUGACCCUGUCAUGCUAGAUUGCAUGCACCAUUUCUGCAGGGCAUGCAUCCAAGGCUACUGGGGCAGGUGCCCCCGUGUGGCUUCCUGUCCCCAGUGCCGAAGGGAGUUCUCCAGCCGCACCUUUCGCCCCCACUAUCUAGUGUCGGGGGUGGUGGAGAAGGUGCGGAAGUGCAGCUCAGAGGACCACAAGAGAAAAAUGCAGAAACAUCUUGAAAAUGCGCUGCGAGCUCACCAGCGAGAGAUGGAGAACUUUGUGAGAAUGAAGCACAUAGCGGAGGAGGAUAUUUGUAGUCUGACGAAAGCCUCUGGGGAGCUGAACUCUAAGAUUCGAGCAGAAUUUGAGCGACUUCAUCAAAUCCUGGAGGAAAAGGAGAGAGUUGUGUUAAUGGAGCUGGCCAAAGAGGAGGAGCAGUUACUGUUGAGGCUGCGUGGGGACAUCAUGCAGCUGGAGGAGGGGAUCUCAGAGCUGGGAAAGAACAUUGAGCACAUACAGGAAAUCCUGAACAAGACGGGAGACUCAUUACUGCUGGAGGUGGAGAGUGUGGCUAUCAGGCCCCCAGUGCAUGUGGAGGCACCGCCUGCCCUGGACAUAGAGCACCACAGAGAGCGGUACAGUGGCCCCCUGCAAUACAUCUUCUGGAGACAAAUGCUGCAGUCAAUCCACCCUGCUCCCGCCCCGCUGACAUUUGACCCCGAAUCAGCCCACCCUAACCUCAUCUUCUCCAAAGACCUGACUGCAGUGACGGAGAGCGACAGGCGGCAACCUGUCUGCACCAGCCCCAAGCGUUUCCAGCAGUGUGUUAACGUGCUGGGCUCCGAGACCUUUGACAGCGGGAGCCACUACUGGGAGGUCUGGGUGGGCAGCAAGACCAAGUGGGACCUGGGAGUGGCAGCAGAGUCCGUGGACCGGGCAGCCAAGGUCAAGCUGUGCCCUGAGAGUGGCUACUGGGCACUUCGUCUGAGGAACGGGACGGAGUAUUGGGCCACUGCCACCCCAUGGGUGCGCCUUGCCCCGAGGAGCUGUCUCCAGAAGGUGGGGGUCCUUCUGGACUGCAAAGAGGGGAAGGUGGCGUUCUACGACGCCCAAGACAUGACCCACCUCUUCACCUUCCACCAGGCUGCCGCACGCAGGUUCUGCCCCUUCUUCAGCACUUGCUUCAGCGACGGCAAGCUGAACGUGGAGCCCAUGAGAAUCUGCCACCUGACUCUGUAAUGGUGAUGCAGGGGAUUAGGGGGGCAGGCAGUCUCCCAGGAAGCCAUGCAGAUGCCAGAUAGACAACAUGUGGCCCUGGGAGCUGGUGGUGUUUUCUGGUUUGGCUGUAGUUGCUGCUGCUUGGACUCUCUCUGGAAUAGAAAUCGCCUUCCAGAACAGCUCAAUUGGCUCCGCCCUGCCCUAGUGCCUGGUCAUUUACUGUUGGACUGAAUGUAGCAAAGGUGUGUGGACUUUGGUCAGCCUAACCUGUAAAUCCCAAGGCUCUAGGGCAGAGUCAGGGAGAGUCUCCAUUUGUGGCUUACGUUGUAGGGAGAGAGGAAGUGACUGAAUCUUCGUUCCCAGUAUUUUGUCUUUUGUUCCCUGCCUUGGCACGGGGGUGAGGGCGUCCUGGACUCUCAGCUCAGCUUAAGGCACAGUGUGUUGUGCGCUGAGGUUUCCCCAGCCUUCCUCACACCAAAAAGAUGGUGCAUCUCACUGCUGUGCAGCAGCCAGUGACACUGAUAAAUAGACAGCCUCUUCUCUGCAGUCGCUUUGGUAGAGACUGUGAGAAGAUUCAAAGGAAACUAGGCAACCUACGUGAAAAUCAGGAAUUGCACAAUGGAAGCGAUGAUUUGGAUUCUGUAUUGGUGUAAUCACUCAGGAAAAGGCCAGGAGGCUCAUUAGGGACUACUCAAACAGCUGUCUUCAAAGGGCUCCUGCCUUUCUGGGACUGGAACAAUCAGGUAGAAGUCUGGUGGUAAGUUCUAGGGAGCUCCUGGUCGGUGGGGAGGCGCCUGUUGCAUGGUGGGGAUUGCAUCUUCGUGACACAAUGGACAGUGCUGGCUGUGAGUGGAACAAGCAUGGGGGCAGGGGAUGGAUCUUCAAUGACUUACUGAGAUUUUGCUGCUCUUACUCUAUGAAUUUGAUCUGUGAAGUGGACACUGCUUAUCCUAGUGGCCAGCUUGUUGGGAGCCCUGAGGAGCCAAUGGAGAGGAAGGACAGCUGUAGCCUUACUGACCUUCUCUGCUUCCCCCCUACUUUCUCUGCACAAAUGGUGUGGCCUUUAACAGCCAUGCACUUCUGUCACAGGAGACAAAGUGGGGGGCUCAGUCCUCCCCUUUUCUGCCUGUGAGCAGAGGACUGUGUUGCCCAGUGUGUGACGGAGCGUGACAGGGCAGAGUCUCAGGGACUCUCUAGAGAGCAGGGUAGAGAGUCUGGAACCUUCUGAAUGCGAAACUGUUGGGAGGAAGAGGGCAAUUCAGGGGCCAAGGGGUGUCUGCUAUUAUUGCACAUCGAACUUUUCUUCCCAUGUCGUCCGACUGGGCGGCUUGUGUUUGGCUCUCAGAUUGUUUGAUGCUAUAGCCCUUGUCUUUCCCUGCACCCCUAGUGAAGAGAGGAGUUGAGCUGAUGUGGAAGCACCUCUUGCCAAUAUUGCCACUCUGAGUGGUUGCCUCCCCCUCACACGCUUCCUGGCGAAAGUCAAGUCUUCUCCAAGGCUGCUCCAGAGACUAUUGGGGGAGGCAGGUUUCUGAUCUGUUUAGAUUGUAAGCUCUUUGGAGCAGGAGCAGUCUUUUUGUUCCAUGUGUACAGCACCCAGCACCCUCAGCUCUCACUGAAGUCAGUAAGAGGUGAGACCGUGGCAGCUCCCAAGAGGCACUCAGCGCCUUGCAGGAUUGAGCUCUAUGGCUGCUGGCGGAGAAGUUUGUUUGGGGGUUUAGGGAAAUAGAGCUGCCCUACUGUUGCAGUGUAGGUGCUGCAAAUCGGGUGCAUUGGCAGUGAUAUGGGGGAAGAGGGAGAGCUAGGGCUUGAGUAGCAGGAGUACUGAAGAUCAGACUUGGGAUACAUUGGCACAGAUGGAGGAGGCACCUGAGGGCUGGAGUAGCAGGGGUGCUGGAGGUGAAGGCUGGCAUGCAUUGGCAGAGCUGCAUGAGAACUUUCAUGGUGCUGGCUUGUGCUGUGCCAUGUGAUCAGCUCUUCAGUGCUGUGAUUUAAAAUUCAUGUAAUCUUAAAAUCUUCUGCUACACAAUCCUCAGCAGGAAUGUCUUCGUUCUGCAGCCAGCACUUCUGAUCCCCAGCCUGUGCUCCCUCUCACAUCGGCGCUUGAGCAGUUGGUAAACUGGCCUUUCAUCUAGUGUUGAUGCUUGAAGAAUUUCUUAAUCCCAGCUGUGGAAUUUCCUUUGCUUGAAGUUUGUUUCCUCAAAGGAUACGAGGGAGGGGUUCCUGCUCCCUGCAUGGGAACAGGGUGGGCCAGCAGAGGGCACUCUCCACUAAGUGAAUGUAAUGAACAGCUCCAUGCUGGCAGGCUGGUAUAGCUGCAGGUGACUUAUAUACUGUACUCUUAGCUGCUGUGCUGCUAUUAAAGCUUUUUAAAAA
Molecule: messenger RNA, 3784 nt
Organism: Dermochelys coriacea (leatherback sea turtle)
Lineage: Eukaryota; Metazoa; Chordata; Testudines; Dermochelyidae
Product: zinc-binding protein A33-like
Exons: 7
Coding region: 149-1432 (427 amino acids)
Molecular function (GO): protein binding
Source: RefSeq, a predicted model, not a curated record